This is a messenger RNA of Crotalus tigris (Tiger rattlesnake), 1173 nucleotides long. It is a transcript of the gene AMBN, whose product is annotated as ameloblastin. Gene Ontology annotation, biological process: odontogenesis of dentin-containing tooth. Bases 1 to 1173 code for a protein of 390 amino acids. The record is from RefSeq and is a predicted model, not a curated record. Gene Ontology annotation, molecular function: structural constituent of tooth enamel. Lineage: Eukaryota; Metazoa; Chordata; Lepidosauria; Squamata; Viperidae. The transcript has 10 exons.
AUGAAACAAUGGAUAUUUGCGUUAUGCCUUUUAGGAAUAUGUUCUGCUUUACCGAUACUGCCCCAUCAUGCUGGGAUUCCUGGAAUGGGUAGUAUAAGCCUUGAGGGUAUGAGACAGCUGGGUGGACCAAGUAUAUCAAAGGUACUCCCUCAGUAUGGCCAGACUUACAGCUACGCUGAUCCAUAUCAUUCAAUGUGGAUGCACAAUUUCCUACCAUCACAUUCAGCGUUCUACUUGAUAAGGCAAAGACCUCAACAUGAAACUCAACAGUAUGAAUACACAAUGCCAGUGCACCCUCCUCCAUUGCCAUCUCAAACACCCACUCUGCUACAACAACCUGGGAUACAAGAGCAACCUCCUUAUCAUUACACACAUUUCCUUCCUACAAGGCAAGUCCAAAUACAACAUUAUGAUGUCCAGCCAGCAUUUCAGCCAAAACAGUUUUCUCCAUCAGAAGGAAAUCAGCCAGAUGUUCAGCAACAGCUAUCAUUGGAUAGACAGACUCAACAGUUACCUGUCAUACAAGACUAUUCAGGGACAUUGGGCCAGAUCUACCCUGGCUUAUUUGGAACCCAGCAAAACACAGCCCAACAACCACAGCAGCGGUCUAUUUAUCCCAAUUUGCAAUAUAUGUCUUAUGUAGCAAAUAAAGGAGCUCCUGCCAGAUUAGGAAUAGUAAGCUCAGAAGAAAUGCAGGGUGGAGGAUUUGGGGCACCAGCCUAUCGAGCAACAGGCCCCCAUGUCUUUCCCAUGGAUGCCAGAUUUGGAAAUAUGCCAUUGAACAGAGGCCAACCAGGAGAUUACACAGUCGAAGAUGAUCAGCUGGGCAUUACAGAACAGCCUGAAGUUCAAAAAGGAUCUAAUCUAGGGCCCAACCCUUCAGACAGAGGGAACACUCUUAUCCCUGUAGAUAGCAACCCAAGGGUUGCCUUGCCCAAUGCCCAUAACAAUCUAUUAAACCCAGCUGGUCAGAGUAAAGGACAACCAAAUGCACCUCAAGCCACUGUCUUGCCUCCAGCAAUUCCUGAUAGCUUCACUCCAUUAGAGGCAACUAGCACUCCCAUGCCUUUGGAUCCUACCAUGUUUCCUGACUUCUUUUACUCAACCAGUGCAGGAAAUGAGCCUGGCCAGCCACAAGUCAGUCAAAGCAGCUGGCAUUUGCAAGAGCCUUAA